Molecule: messenger RNA, 933 nt
Organism: Amphimedon queenslandica
Lineage: Eukaryota; Metazoa; Porifera; Demospongiae; Haplosclerida; Niphatidae
Product: ribosome maturation protein SBDS-like
Exons: 6
Coding region: 80-832 (250 amino acids)
Biological process (GO): ribosome biogenesis; cytosolic ribosome assembly
Source: RefSeq, a predicted model, not a curated record
AAUUUUAACCCUUAAGUUACUCAAUUAAUAAAGUGCAUUUUGUGUUUUUCUCCUUUCUAGCUCAUUCUAUGUCCUAGGGAUGUCCAUAUUCACUCCUACCAAUCAGAUUAGGCUUACAAAUGUUGCCAUUGUUCGUAUAAAGAAAGGAGGCAAAAGAUUUGAGAUUGCCUGCUACAAGAACAAGGUCGUAUCUUGGAGAAACAAAGUUGAGAAGGAUAUUGAUGAAGUCUUGCAGACUCAUACCGUGUUUAAUAACGUGUCAAAGGGGCAGGUGGCAAAGAGAGAUGAUCUAGCUUCUGCGUUUGGCACCGAAGAUCAAACGGAAAUUUGUAAAACUAUAUUAAGCAAAGGAGAGUUACAGAUAUCAGAAAGAGAGCGUCAGUCUCAAUUAGAAUCACUAUUUCGUGAUAUAUCAACCAUUGUUGCCGAUAAAUGCGUCAAUCCUGACACCAAGAGACCCUAUACCGUAGGGAUGAUUGAGAGGGCCAUGAAGGACGUACAUUAUGCUGUUAAACCAACCAGAAGUGCUAAGCAACAGUCUUUAGAUGUCAUAAGGUUAUUAAAAGAUCACAUGCCUCUGGAGAGGGCAAGGAUGAGACUCAAGUUAGUCUUACCAGUUAAAGAAGCAAGGAAAGUAAGGGAGAAGAUAGUUGGUCUAUUAGCCAGCGUGGAACAAGAGGACUGGAGACCACAGUUAGAAAUUGUAUGUCUGAUUGAUCCAGGAAGAUUUCGAGAGAUUGAUGAGAUAGUGAGAGGAGACACUAAAGGUAGUGGAAUUGUUGAAGUGUUAAAUUUAAAAGAUGUUGAAGAAGGUGAUGAAACUUUGCAAUAACAAUCUGAUUAUUAUUAUUACUAUUAUUAUUAUUUUAGUACUAUUUGUUUCUUAUUUAUAUUCAGCAAAUUAUCAAUGCAAUAUUAUUAUUAUUCAGCAAA